Cydia pomonella (codling moth) is the source of this 2462-nucleotide messenger RNA. RefSeq names its product (Lyso)-N-acylphosphatidylethanolamine lipase (gene puml). The record is from RefSeq and is a predicted model, not a curated record. The coding region runs from base 177 to 1475 and encodes 432 amino acids. Gene Ontology annotation, cellular component: lipid droplet. The transcript is spliced from 9 exons. Lineage: Eukaryota; Metazoa; Arthropoda; Insecta; Lepidoptera; Tortricidae.
UUUAUUUUGCGCAUCGCAUUGAAGUCAAUAAAGUCGGCAGUAUCUUAAAAAUUAAGCAUUUUAGUGAUAUGUUUACUGGCUCACAAGCCACCACCAAAUGGGUAGUGAACUGAAUGUAACGACAAGCGAAACCAGGUGUGCAGGCUGCACGUUCACGAUCAUACCCUCCGCCAGUAAUGCCCGGGGCCCAGUUCUAUAAAAGCUGGAGCCUGUAUGUCAUCCACGUCAUUUUUCACAUCAUUAUUAUCUUUAUGAGUGUAGUAAGCAGGACAUGGAUUGGAAAUAUUUUAUCAAUUAUUUGGAAUUGGACGGGCGGUUGGUUCAGCUGGACGCGCCAGUCCGACACGAUGCUACGAAAUGUUGAGAAGAAAAUAUUGUCAUGUCUGAAGACAGCAUACAAGCGGUUCUACGUUGACAUCGGAUCCGUGGUGGGACAGAGCGACAGGAUAUGGACCAUCUCUUUAAACGACGAGGCGCCAGCCACGCCUCUCCUGAUGUUGCACGGGAUGGGCGCCGGCGUGGCGCUGUGGUGCCCCAACCUCGAUGUUCUGGCUGCUAAUAGGCCAGUGUACGCCAUAGACUUGUUGGGUUUCGGCCGCAGCUCCCGCCCUAAGUUCUCAACAGACGCAGACAAGGUGGAAGCGCAGUGGGUGGAAUCCGUGGAAGAAUGGCGGCGGGAGGUCAACAUCCGACAGUUCGUCCUGCUCGGGCACAGCCUCGGCGGCUACAUCGCUACGGCGUACGCGCUCAAAUACCCAGAAAGAGUACAACACCUCAUCCUGGCCGACCCUUGGGGCUUCCCCGAGAAGCCCGCGAACGUGCACGAGAAGUACGGCAUCCCGCUGUGGGUGCGCGCGGUGGCCACGGCCGUGGCGCCGCUCAACCCGCUGUGGGCCGUGCGCGUCGCCGGCCCGGCCGGCAGGUGGCUCAUCGGCAAGACGAGGCCGGACCUGUCCAGGAAGUACAUGAACUUCGUGCCCGACGCGGAGACCGUUAUACCGGAUUAUAUACACCAGUGCAACACGCAGACUCCUAGUGGUGAAAGCGCGUUCCACACAUUAAUGCACGGCUUCGGCUGGGCAAAGAACCCGAUGGUCAAGCGAGUGUCCAAACUGGACGCCAACCUCCCCGUCACCGUGUUGUACGGCAGCCGCUCGUGGGUGGACAACAGCACGGCGCAGGUGCUGGCGGACCAGCGGCAGAGCCCCCACAACACUUUCGUGCAGGUGAUCAACGGUGCCGGCCAUCACGUAUAUUUAGACAAGCCCGAGCUGUUCAACAAGUACGUGCUCGAGGCGUGCGCGCGCACCGACGGAUCGCCCACCGAACCCUCCAGACUUGCAAUCGAACCGGCGAGGCCCGAGAACGAGCCAGCGAGACCCGAGAACGAGCCGGCGAGGCCAGAGAACGAGCCAGCGAGGCCCGAGAACGAGCUAUCGAACCCCGAGCGAGCGCCCAACAACACAGCUUCUUGAUAGCCAUAUCUGUACUGCUAAGCACGGAGUGGUAAUUCCAAGGUGGUUAUUUGCUUUAUUGUAUCCUGAUUACCGGUAACUGUAAUUUUUAUGCAAAUAUUAACUUGCAAUUAUGAAACCCGGUAGUUAGGAUCGGGUGCUGAAAUUACUGUAAUUUUUUACAGUUUGACGUCCAUGUAGGCCUAGAGGCAGAGCGAUGCUUUAAGAUUUGUGACUGUAGUCUGCCGUAUUGAGCCUAAAUGUUACAAUUUGAGAGAUCAUUUACAAAGGCUGUCAUAAAAUUUGUAACUUCAUUAAGGUUUCUUGAAUUGUUCUUUAAUAAUUUUUAUAAGUACUUUUAAUAAUGCAGUAGCAUGUGCAAGAACCUAUUUCUUGGAAAUUCUGUCUUGAUUCUGACGAAUUAGACAAUUUAAAGAAUAUAAUAGCGUGGUUAUUGACUACGGGGCCACUAUUCGCCAACCUUUCCUAAUGAGACGAAACUACACUUUUUGCCGGACUAGGCACACGAGAAUAUAAAUAGGUAUAUUAUUGAAUUUAAUUUAAUAGAAACAGGGCAUAGGUAUAAUUCGAUAGACACUACGUGUUUUUAUCUAGAAAGCAUCCUUAGGACCAGUUGCAGCAACCACAGUAAACGGCCUGGGUGCGUAGCCAACGUGCCAAUCGUUAACGCUCCAUGGCGAACGAAACGCAUCUGUCACUGUUGCACUAAUAUGAAAGAGUGAUAGAGAGAGAGAGAUGACUACUACUUAAACUUCCUCUACAAUGAAAUUAAUAAAAUGAAAGAGUUUGGUGCAACUCUUAUUUGUAUUAGAUAACUUGAUAAUUUCAUUUACGAUCUUUCGAGUAACUGCGACGAAAUGUUGGAACCCGAUUGUAAGAUAAUCUUUGAUUCUUAGACAAUAGUCUUUACUAUUAGUACUAUUCCUACAAUAGCUUGCAUACAACGUGUUUAGCUCUUCUUGACCAAAUCAUAGAAUACGUAAAAGU